UGCCUCUUCUUGCUUUCCAAAAAUUUUAUAUAUAUAAAAAAAGACUGUUAAGUUCAACUUCCUAUUUCUUAAUCUUCCCCGUGAAUUCAGUUUGAAUUUAGAGUUUUGGAUAUGUCUGUGGUUAUAGACGCUCUUGUUGGCGGCGCAAUCGAGGCACUGUUAGAUACUGUCAUAGAAAUCAAGGAGAAAAAUGAUAAGUUUAAACCCUCGUUAGAAAAAUUGGAGACAACAUUGAAAUCACUCAAACCUUUUAUCAAACAGAUAGAAGGCAUCGACGCGAAACUGGAUCGGCCGAAAUCGGAAACAGAGAGGUUGAUCAAGAGGAUGGAGAGUGGCAAGAUCCUCGUUCUCAAGUGCUCUAAACUCCAAUGGUGGGAUUGCUGUGGUAAAGCGAAUCGCCAAGAGGAACUUGAAGAGCUCUACGAUUCGAUUUGCGAGUUCUUUAAAUUGGAGCUGCAAGCAAUUAAUACGAGGGAUGUGAAGGAGGCGCUGGUUGGAGUUAGAGAUAUUCAGGGUGGGGUUAGGGAAAUUCAGGUUGAGAUUGGGAAAUUGAGUAAAAUGGUUCCAAGAAAUGAGAGAGUUGAAUUGAGAGGUGUGUGUUCACCUCCUAAACCCCCUGCGUUUAUUGUUGGGUUUGAUGUUCCGUUGAAGCAGUUGAAGCUCAAGUUGAUGGAUGACCGGAUUGGUGAUCAUCCGGUGGUGCUCACGGUGACCGGAGCAGGCGGUUCCGGGAAGAGUACAUUGGCGAAAAUGCUUUGCUGGGAUGAUGAAGUUAAGGAUAAAUUCAACGACAACAUCUUCUUUGUAACAUUUGGAAAAAAGCCCAAGUUGAGCACCAUUGUGCAGAAACUAUUUCAGCACACUGGUUAUGAGACACUCGAGUUUCAAAGCGAUGAAGAAAUGCUUAACCAAAUAGAAAAUCUUCUGAAUCAGCUGGUUAGAAAAAAUCCAAUAUUGUUAGUACUGGAUGAUGUUUGGCCGGGAUCAGAAUCUCUGGUUGAUAAGUUUGAGUUCCAUAUACAAGAUUACAAGAUUCUAGUGACAUCAAGAGUCGUAAUCGGAAGAUUCGGAAAUCCAAUUGUCUUGAAACCCCUUGGAGAUGCAGAUGCCAUAAAGCUAUUUCAGCACUCGGCAUCUCUAAAUCAUAGCAGCUCCGAUGUUCCUGAUGAUGUCGUGAAAGAGAUAGUGAGAGGCUGCAGCGGUUCUCCUAUGGCGCUUAGAGUGAAUGGCAGAUCACUCAGUCAGCAGCAGCGGGUGGUUUGGCAAGAAAGGGCCAAAGAAUUAUCGAGAGGUGGUUCAGUUCUUCAUUCUAGCAGUGACGUGCUGGACAGUCUCCAAAAAUGCUUUGAUCUCUUGGAUCCUAUGGGCAUCGAGUGUUUCCAGGACCUAGGAUUAUUCCCCGAAGACCAACGGAUCCCUGCUGCUGCACUUGUUGAUAUGUGGACUGAGCUCUAUGGCGACGAUGACACAAGUGCAUUAGCGAAUAUUUAUAAACUAGUCAACUGGAAUUUGGCUGAUAUUGUUGUCACAAGGAAAGUUGAGAGUGAGACAGUAGACUAUAGCUACCACUAUGUCAUGCAGCAUGAUCUUCUUCGUGAGCUUGCAAUCCUUCAAACUAGCCAAAAACCAGAGGCAGAGAGGAAUAAACUGAUUCUCGACAUUAGUGGGAAUGACCUUCCAAAAUGGUGGACUACAGAGAAAGAGUAUCACAUUAAAGCUCGUGUACUAUCCAUAUCAACCGACGAAGUAUUCGCAACAGAAUGGUGCAACUUGGAGCCAUCUGAAGUUGAGGCUUUAGUGUUGAAUAUUCGAGCUGCAAAGUUCACCUUACCAAUGUUCAUGAAGAAAAUGAGAAAAUUAAAGGUUUUGAUAGUAUCAAAUUAUGAUUUCUUUCAAAUGGAAUUAAAUAAUUCCGAACUUCUUGGUUAUCUAUCCGAGCUUAAAAGAAUCAGAUUCGAGAAGGUUUCGGUUCCUUUCCUUGGCAAGGCUGGAAUUCAAUUGAAGAAUCUGCAGAAGAUAUCACUUUUCAUGUGCAAUGUGAAUGAAGCAUUUGAAAAUUGCACUACAGAAGUUUCAGAAAUGCUGCCAAGUUUAUUAGAGAUAAACAUUGAUUACUGCAAUAUGGUGGCACUGCCUAAUGGGAUCUCCAAUAUUGUCUCCUUAAAGAAGCUAAGCAUAACAAAGUGUCAUAAGCUUUCUCAACUUCCUGAAGGAAUAAAAAACUUGGUAAAUUUGGAAUCAUUAAGGGUUAGUUCAUGUGCCAGUUUAGCAGAGUUGCCAGAAUCAAUCACCAGGCUUCGUAACUUGAAACUUCUCGACAUCUCUGAAUGCAUAAGCAUUAGUAAUUUGCCAGAGAAAGUGGGCGAGUUAUGCAGUUUGCGAAAGCUUAAUGUGAGAGGUUGCUCCAAUUUAAGUGAGUUGCCAUCCUCAAUAAUGGACCUUGGUAACUUAAGGGAUGUGAUAUGUGAUGAAGAGACCAAGGAAUUAUGGGAAGACUUGAAAACCACCCUUAAUGGUCUUAAGAUAGAGGUGGUCCAAGCUGACAUCAACUUGCAUUGGCUACACCAUUAGAGUUAUGUUAUUUGAGAUGUAAUAAUAACAAUGUGGAUGCUGCACAUAAUUCUACCAAGAUUAGGUUGAAUCUGGUUAGGCAUAAACCUUUAAGUUAUAGAAAUGUAACACAACAAUUGGGUUUGGCAAGAAAAUAAAGAGGGAACAUAAUGAGAAUCCUUUUUUAUUGUAAUGUUUUUUGGGUUGAGAAAGAGGGAAGAAAGAGAGGGUGAAGUGAAGUUGUCCCCUUCAAAAUCUGGACAAGUUGAUGAUCUGGUUUAUUUGCACUCAUUUUUUGGAGUAAUUGAAUUUUGUAUUAUAAGUUUAAACAGAAAUUAAGAAAA
This is a messenger RNA of Arachis duranensis, 2894 nucleotides long. Its product is annotated as probable disease resistance protein At5g66900. The transcript has 5 exons. Gene Ontology annotation, biological process: defense response to fungus. Bases 112 to 2571 code for a protein of 819 amino acids. Gene Ontology annotation, molecular function: ADP binding. The record is from RefSeq and is a predicted model, not a curated record. NCBI's taxonomy places the organism in Eukaryota, Viridiplantae, Streptophyta, Magnoliopsida, Fabales, Fabaceae.